This is a messenger RNA of Trichoplax adhaerens, 723 nucleotides long. RefSeq lists its product as uncharacterized. The transcript is spliced from 7 exons. The coding region runs from base 1 to 723 and encodes 240 amino acids. The record is from RefSeq and is a predicted model, not a curated record. Gene Ontology annotation, biological process: macroautophagy. NCBI's taxonomy places the organism in Eukaryota, Metazoa, Placozoa, Uniplacotomia, Trichoplacea, Trichoplacidae. Gene Ontology annotation, cellular component: endoplasmic reticulum.
AUGAGGAUCAAUGUAAGAAAAUCGACAACCAAGUUGUUAAAAUUUUUUUUACAGCUUAGCAUACUGUUCUUUGACCAUGGAUUAAUCCCUUUUCUGAAGUACAUCACACAAGCCGUAUUCGGUAUAUUCAUACCAGAUUCAUCGUAUCACAUACAAUUAUGGUUCUGGAUAGAAACUUUGCUAUCGUACACAUUUAAAAUGUUGUGGGUUAUCCCUCUAUUCUGGCUUAGCAAGCCUUUAAACAGUUUUUGGUUUCAGGAAAUUGCUAUCCACUCGUAUCAAUCUAACAGAGGUCGGCCAAAACCAACACUGACAACCAAAAGUAGCAGUCUAGUGGAAGCCGGUAGUAGGAUAAUAGCGGACUUUUUUUUCAGUCUUUUGGUUGAAUUUUUCUUCCUAUUGCAAGGAUCAAUUUUUGAUUUUAUACCUGUCAUUGGUAGAGCAAUUUGUAUACUUCAAAUGGCUAUAUUAUAUUCGUUGUAUGCCUACGAAUAUAAGUGGAUUAACAUGGGUUUUCUUGUUCAGGAAAGACUAUACAGAAUUGAAUAUAAUCUACCUUUUUAUUGCGGCUUUGGACUACCAUUAGCUAUUUUAACUUAUAUACCAGAAUCUUUCUUUAUAAGGGUAUUAACAUGUCACGUAUUUUCUCCUGUAAUAUGGCUGACAAACGCAAUUUUAACAAGAUCACAAGCACCAGAAAAGAGCGAUAAAGCAGAUAGCUGA